Messenger RNA from Schistosoma intercalatum, 2272 nucleotides. The record is from the annotation of a GenBank genome assembly. NCBI's taxonomy places the organism in Eukaryota, Metazoa, Platyhelminthes, Trematoda, Strigeidida, Schistosomatidae.
CGGCACUAUACGACCUUAUGUGUUGAGAAUUUAAAUACGUUACUUAAUACUGCGCACUUCAUUCAGACUAUAGCUUCGUCAUAAUGAAAAUUCACCAUAGUAAACAGAUGCGCCCACCUGGUCUGUGGGAAUGAUUUUUGGAAUCUUGACAGUUUUCGGUAUUAUUUCCUUCACAAUAACCAGGAGAAUGAAUGCAUUGUGGCAUGACGGUUCUUGGGAUCCUUCUUGGGAUACAUGGUGGCACUACAAAGAAGGCGUAAUGGGAGGUCCGAGUCAUUGGGGACAGACAGCUUUCAUGGCCAUUGCCAAUGACGUAUGGCCAGCUUGUUAUCAAGGGAAGAUGCAAUCUCCAAUCAGUAUCUCCACGAAACAUCUACUAUUUGAUCCUAAUUUAAUGCCAUUGAAAAUCUCAGGUUCAGAUAAGCAAAUUGAUGUGGAGGUAGUGAAUACAGGACAAGAUUUACAGGUGAAAAUCCUCGAUUCAAUAGCAUCAAUUGUAUUCAGUGAAGGACCAUUAGUAUAUAACUACAAAUUCUUUGGAGCUUUAAUCAAAUUUGGCUCAAGAUCAGAUCGUGGUUCAGAUCACCAAAUUGAUGGUAUUGCUUUUCCCGCUGAGCUACAACUGUAUGCAUUCAAUUUUAUUUUAUACCAAAACUUUUCUAACGCACUUUCAAAACCAAAUGGCUUAGCUGUAUUAUCUGUUCUUUUUAAAAUUGGUGAUCAAUCGUCAGCUGAUUUGGAAGCAUUACUAUCUACGGCAGAGCAGGUUCAAUUGAAAGGACAAUCUAAAAGGCUUCAUGGUUUGCUGUUGGAUGCUGUUUUACCGUCUACUAUGCAAUAUAUUACUUACCAAGGCUCUUUACCAUUUCCUGCCUGUUAUGAGACUGCAACAUGGAUUUUGCUUAAUCAGCCGAUCGUAAUUACAGAAACUCAGCUAAAAUCUCUUCGACAACUUCGAAUAGCGCCAUUUCGAGGAUCAGGCAGCAUGGCUGACAAUUAUCGAACCAUUCAAAAAUUGAAUAAUCGAUCAGUUCGAACAAACAUUGAUUUUAGAAAGAGUGUAAGUAUGCUUGUUUGUUAUAUUAAAUAAUAAUUAAUCAAUCCAUGAGAUAACUGUGGUUUCAUACAAAAUAUUUUGAUUAACUCUAUUCGUUCAGUUUUAUAAAGCCCAAAUAACGAACAUUUAAGAUAAUUGGUAACUGACAUAAACUUGACAGAUUCAUAUGCACUUCCAGUGAACUUUCAUAUGUCAAUGGUCUUUUACAUGUGUUUAUUUUAUAAGAAUGAAGUGCUAUGUGGAUAUAUAUAAUAGGAAUAACACGUUUCAGAAAUCAUCACAAUCUAAAUAUUAAAUGUAAAACACGAAAAAGUAUUAUGGUAAGGUUUUCUUUAGUUGACUUUCGUGCUAAUACAAAACGACCUACAAAAUAUUACUUACAUACGCCUGUUAACGCCAAUAGAGCAUAGGCCGUCGACCAGCAUUCUCCAACCCACUCUGUCCUGGGCAUUCCUUUCCAGUUCUGUCCACUUGUCGUUCAUUUUUCUCAUGUCUAUCUCCAUUACUCGGCAUAAUGUGUUUUUUGGUCUUCCUCUUUUCCUUUGGCCUUGAAGACUCCAUGUGGGGGCUUGCCUUGUGACGUAGUUGGGUGCUUUCCUCAAAAUGUGUCCUAUCCACUUCCAGCACUUCUUCCUGAUUUCUUCCUCCUCUGGCAUCUGGUUUGUUCUCUCCCACAGUAGGUUGUUGCUGAUAGUGUCUGGCCAACGGACCCGACGUCUUUUGCGUAGACUAUUGUUAAUAAACACCUAUAUCUUCUGUAUGAUGGAUUUCGUAGUUCUCCAGGUUUCCGCCCCAUGCAGUAAAACUGUUUUGACAUUAGUGUUGAAAAUUCUGACAUUGUUGUUGGUUGACAGUUGUGUUGACUUCCAGAUGUUCUUCAGUUGUAGAUAUGCUGCUCUUGCUUUACCGAUCCGCGCCUUCACAUCUGCAUCAGAUCCACCAUGUUCAUCAAUGAUGCUGCCCAGAUAUGUAAAGGUGUCAACUUACCUUAAAUUAAAAAAACCUAAAUUCUUUAUGUUAUUCAUUUAGAUCGCUGUAGUACAACCUAACUACACUCAAAAUAAGUAACUAAAAAGGUUUACAGUCAUUUGUAAACCAUUUAAAUUAAAAAUAGCAGUGAGCGUGUUGUUAGCUUCAACAACAAUAUGUUGAAAAGUGUGUCAAAAUUAUUCUCUAAUUAUAGGGAAUUUCGGUUUUACAUGGAAUAUAAGUUUA